UCAGAUUUCUCCGCGGCGAUCGAGGAAACUAAAGGGUCGAAGGUGGGAGAAUUAGCCGAUCACGACGCAGAGCUGAAGGAUGCAUCGGUUGAUUCCUCUUAUGCUAAAAAGGAUACUGAAAAGGCGUCUUCGUCUUCUACGAGCAAUGCAGAGCUUACAGUCACGUCCGAGAGAAGCUCAGAAUCGGUGGAGGCGCGUGAAAGCAUUGAGGAACCGAAUGGCUGUAGUAGUGGCGAGAAAGGUUGUAAUGAUGAGGUUGUGGGAGAAGACGUGAGUGAGAAACAAGUUGUAAGCCAGGAUACUGGGGAAGAAAGCACGGAUAAAGCUUUGGAAAUAGAAGGGAAUGCGAAAGAGGAUGGUGGCAAAAUUGGUGGUGAGGCAAAUGAACGAGAACAGAUAAACACUGAUCAGUCGAUGUCGGUUUCUCAGACUAAUGAACAAACUGAGUCAUUAGACGAGAAAAAUACUACAACAGGACUGUUGAAAACACAGGCUACAGUAAAUGGACAGCAAGGACAAGAAAAGCAAGAAGAAAAGGAUAACCCUCAAGAAAGCGGUAAACAAGGCGAAGAAGCCAGUGAGCAACAAGGCCAAGAAAAUGUUGAAAAAGUGAACAGAGAGCCGUGUAAAAGUCACGAAAAAGAACCAAAUAAUGAACAAACUGAAGAAAGAAAGGCUGAAGAUUGCUCACAAUCUAGCGGAGAUGAUAGACGAACAGAAUUUAAAAAGAAAGGCGAAAGUGAAAGUCUUGAACAAACGAAGCAAGACUGUGAAUAUCAGCAA
Porites evermanni is the source of this 783-nucleotide messenger RNA. Lineage: Eukaryota; Metazoa; Cnidaria; Anthozoa; Scleractinia; Poritidae. The record is from the annotation of a GenBank genome assembly.